AUGUAUAUUUCAGAAAAUUUUGGAUUAUUAAUAUGGGAGGGUAAAACAAUAGUUUUAUUUUCAAUUAGUUUCAAAGAUGUUGAAAACCCAAUAAAUGUAUCCCAAAUAGGAAUGAUUAAUUUGCCUGAAAUAAUUAAUGGUGUUAUUAUUUACAAAGAUUCUAUUUAUUGUAUAGAAAAAAAUAUUAUGAAUAUUAGAACUUUACAAGGAACUGUUAAAAAAACUGUAACAUUUCGAGAAAUGGAAGGUGAUCCUAUAAAAAUUGAAGUUGCUUAUGAUAAAUGGUUACUAAUUGGAACAUCAAAAGGUUAUAUUAAUGUUUAUAAUUUAGAAGAUGUUAUGCUUAAGCAACAUUAUCAAUCAAAAUGUAUAGGUAAAGAAGUUCCAUUCUUUGAUAAAAUUCAUUGUAUGAAAAUUAAUAAAGAUGGAAGUAAGAUAGCUGUUACAUGUCAACAAGUAUCAGGAGAAAUUUGUGAAAAAAUUUUUAUUUGGGAUCCAGAAUCUGACUCAUUAAAUUAUUUUUCAUUUGUUCUUGGUAUAACUGAUCAACAACAAUAUGAUGUUGAUGAUGAUAUUCAACAACGAGCUCGAACAUCUAGACCUAAAACAAUGGCAGCAAAAAAAAUUGAACAAGAACAAAGUCGUUUUAGAUUACCCUUUCAUUUUCCAGGAAAUUUAGUUUGGGAUCAUAAUGAUAGUAGAUUAUUAAUGUGUGAAGCAAAAAGUAUUAGUAUUGAGGAACCUUCUAAUUAUAUUAUUUCAAUGUUUGUUACAUCUGAUUAUGGUAUACAGAUGCAAGAUAUUUUUCCAUUUUCACCUAGAGCUGGUUCAUUAAUUGUCUUACAAAUUCCUUAUAUUUAUUUUUUAAGAAAUAUGGAAGUUGAUGAUAAUGAAGGAGAUGUAUUAGAAACUACUUUAGGAAAAAAUGUACUAAAAGUUACUUUGAGAGAAUUUGUUGGAUUAGAAAGAUCUGAUAGAAAAUCAAUUGAUGCUAUGUUAAAUUUUAGUUUUUUUCUUACAAUAGGUCAAAUGGAUAAUGCUUUUAAAGCAAUACAAUUUAUUAAAAGUGAAAGUGUUUGGGAACAUAUGGCAAAGAUGUGUGUUAAAACUAGAAGACUUGAUGUAGCAGCAGUUUGCCUUGGAAAUAUGGGUAAUGCAAUGGGAGCAAAAGCAUUACGCGAAAUAGUCAAAAAGGAAGUCGCAGAAGAAGUAAAAGUAGCAAUGUUGGCUGUUCAAUUAGGUAUGCUUGCAGAAGCAAGAAACUUGUAUAUUGAAUGUAAAAGGUAUGAUUUAUUAAAUAAACUUUUACAAACAGAAAAUAAAUGGACAGAAGCUUUUGAUAUUGCACAUACUUAUGAUAGGAUAAAUCUUAAGAAUACAUAUUAUAAUUAUGCAAAAUAUUUAGAAAAUAAAUCUGACAUUACAAAUGCUUUAAAUCAUUAUGAAAAAAGUGGUAAUGUUGUAUAUGAAAUUCCAAGACUUUUAAUGUCAGAGCCAAAAGCAUUAGAAUUAUAUAUUAAAAGAAAAAAAGAUCCACAAUUAUUUAUUUGGUGGGGUAAAUAUUUAGAAGCACAAGGAAAACAAGAUUUAGCAAUAUCUUUUUAUGAACAAGGAAAAUCAUAUAAAGAUGUUGUUAGAAUUUUUUUACAAAACAAUGAUUUACAAAAAGCAAUUGAUUAUGUCAACACAUUUAAUAAUAAUUCUGCUACAUAUAUUCUUGCUAAAUAUUUAGAUGAACAGGAAUCAUAUAAAGAAGCUGUUGAAUAUUUUACAAAAGCAAAGGCAUAUGGUAAUGCUCAUCGACUAGCUAAAGAACAUCAAAUGAAUGAUAAAUUAGCUAAUUUGGCAUUAUAUGUUGGUGAUACACAAAUUCUACAAACUGCAAAAUAUUAUGAAGAAAUUCCUGGUGAAACUGAUAAAGCUGUUAUGUUAUAUCAUAGAUUAGGAAUGAUAUCAAAAGCAUUAGAUUUGGCUUUUCAAACAGAAAAAUUUGGUGUUUUGGAAUUGAUAGCUAAUGAAUUAAAUGAAAAUUCAGAUCCAAAAGUUUUGGUAAGAGCAGCAGAAUAUUAUUCAGUUAAUCAGGAUGAUAAAAAGGCUGUACAAUUGUUAGCACAUGCCAAAAAAUUUAUGGAAGGUGUAGAGAUGUGUAAAAAAAAUAAUGUAAUGAUAACAGAAGAAAUUGCAGAAUUAUUGACACCAUCAAAAGAGCAAAUGCAUGAUACAGUAAAACGUAAACAUCUUAUAGAAGAAAUAGCUGAAUGUUGUUUGGAACAAGGUAAUUAUCAUUAUGCAGCAAAAAAAUAUACCCAAGCUGGUAAUACAUUAUUAGCUAUGAAAGCUUUAAUAAAAUCAGGUGACACACCAAAAAUUAUAAAAUUUGCCAAUACAGCAAGAAAUAAAAAUAUAUAUAAAUUAGCUGGUAAUUAUUUACAAACUCUUAAUUGGAAGGAGGAUGCUACAUUAAUGAGGCAAAUUGAAACAUGUUAUACUAAAGCUGGUGCAUUUGAUUCAUUAUCAACAUUUUAUGAAACAUGUGGUUUUGUUGAAAUUGAUGAGUAUAAAGAUUAUGAAAAAGGAUUAGCUGCUUUUAAUGAAUCUGGUCGAUGUAUAACAAAAUUUUUAGAAGUAUCAGAUAGAAAUAAAGAAUAUAUAGAAGAAAAACAAAAUGAUUUAAUAAACAAAAUAAAUAAUAUAAAACAAUUUUUAAAAGCAAAUCAACUUUAUGAUUCAGAUCCAGGAAGUGCUUUAAGACAGUUAGUUGAAUUAGCUGAAAAACCUAAUAUAGAUGAAAGUGUUAGACUUGGAGAUAUUUACACAAUACUUGUUCUUCAUAGUUAUAAAAGAAAAAAUUUCAAGAAAGCUUAUGAAUAUAUACAGGAUUUAUUGAAAAAAAAGACUGAAAUAAAAAUUACAGAUUACAUUUCAAAAGAGGUAUUAGAUCAGAUAUGUGAUAAUUUAAAUUUACCAAGACUAGUAGAAAAUGAAAAUAAUUUAUCUGAAGAUGAAGAUGAUAAUAAAGAUGUUGAUUAUUCACAUGCACUUAAAAGAAAUAUUGAUAAACAACAAGAUUCUGAGGAUGAAGAUAUUGAUUUUUAA
This is a messenger RNA of Strongyloides ratti, 3096 nucleotides long. RefSeq names its product Intraflagellar transport protein 140 homolog. The record is from RefSeq and is a predicted model, not a curated record. NCBI's taxonomy places the organism in Eukaryota, Metazoa, Nematoda, Chromadorea, Rhabditida, Strongyloididae. Gene Ontology annotation, biological process: intraciliary retrograde transport. Gene Ontology annotation, molecular function: protein binding. Gene Ontology annotation, cellular component: intraciliary transport particle A; axoneme; ciliary basal body. The transcript has a single exon. Bases 1 to 3096 code for a protein of 1031 amino acids.